GUGCUGAUCGCGCGUUGUGUGGACUAACCUCGGGCGUGUAUGCGUAAAUAAAACAAAAUGUUUUUGAUACUAGUGAUAAUCGGUUUAGUGACUCUUUACUUCUAUGGAACUCGGACAUUCGAUUAUUGGAAGAAAAGAGGCGUCAAACAUGACAAGCCUUUACCAGUGUUUGGAACCAAUUUGAAACAGUUCAUGCAGCAGGCCAGCAUGGCUAUGAUGGCUACUGAUACAUACAACAGGUACCCGGAAGAAAAAGUCGUUGGAUUCUUCAGAGGAACAGCCCCAGAAUUAGUCAUUAGGGAUCCACAAAUUAUUAAAAGGAUUCUCACAACAGACUUUAACUGCUUCUACGCCCGAGGUCUUAAUCCACACAAAACAGUUAUCGAGCCUCUACUCAAGAACAUUUUCUUUGCUGAUGGUGACUCAUGGCGUCUUAUCAGGCAGAGAUUCACCCCCGCUUUCAGUACUGGAAAAUUGAAGGCCAUGUUCCAUAUCAUCACUGAUAGAGCAGAGAAAUUGCAAGUUAUUACUGAAGAGGUCGUAGACCGGGAAUUCUAUGACGUCAGAGAACUCAUGGCCAGAUAUACUACUGACUUUAUCGGUGUGUGUGCUUUCGGUAUUGACAUGGAUUCGUUGACAGACGAAAACUCUCACUUUAGGAAACUGGGUAAAAGAAUCUUUGAAAGAAGAUUCAGAGAUGCGAUGGCAGGAGCCUUUAAAAUUAUGUUCCCCGAAUUGUGCAAGAAUAUACAUUUGUUAGCACCAGAGUUGGAAAUAAACAUGAAGCAUUUGGUACAAACUGUGUUGAAAAACAGAAAUUAUAAGCCUUCUGGUAGAAAUGAUUUUAUUGAUUUAAUGUUGGAACUUAGAGAGAAGGGCAAGAUUAUUGGAGAAUCAAUUGAAAAGAAGAAUCCUGAUGGAACACCUAAAAUUGUUGACUUAGAAAUGGAUGACAUGUUAAUGACUGCCCAAGCAUUUGUUUUCUUUGGAGCCGGUUUUGAGACCUCUUCCACUGCUUCAAGUUACACUUUACAUAGACUGGCAUUCCAUCCAGAAUUCCAGGAAAAAGUAAUGAGAGAAGUUGACAUCGUCUUAGCAAAACAUAAUAAUAAGAUCACGUACGACGCAAUCAAAGAGAUGAAAUAUUUAGAAAUGGCUUUUUACGAGUCCAUGAGGAUGUACCCUUCAGUGGCUUAUUUGAUAAGAAUGUGUUGUGUGCCAGAAUACACAUUCCCAGAAUUAGACUUGACCAUUACUCAAGACACUAAAGUGAUCAUUCCUAUUCAAGCUCUGCAUAGAGAUGAAAAAUACUUCAGAGAACCUCACAAGUUUGACCCUGAACGAUUUGUUGAUGGCGCUAAGGAUGAUAUAAAGAAUUUCGUCUAUUUACCAUUUGGAGAAGGACCUCGUGCUUGCGUUGGUGCAAGAUUAGGUCAGAUGCAGUCCAUGGCUGGAUUAGCAGCAGUCUUAGCGAAAUACUCAGUGGAACCAGCAGCUUGUACUGUAGAAUAUCCCCUGCCAGAGCCAACUGGAAUCGUAUCUGAAGGAUUCGUUGGAGGCCUACCCUUGAAACUGAAGCGACGUGAGAAGUUCUACACCGCGUGAUAGAACUUAGGCAUAUGUUGCUUAGAAACAGACUGAAUAUCUAAUUUAUUGAAAGUUUGUGAUUUAAUUGUUAUGGUUUCUUCUUUUCCUAUAGGUAUUUGAUUUUGCUUAGUUUAUGAUCUUCAUAAACCUCGCAAUGUCUAUACUUUCAUACAUGUAAUUUACUUGUUGCAAUGUGCUAGUCGCUCAUCGCUUGCAAGUUCCAUUGACCUAUUUAUUCUUCCUUUUUUAAUAGUUAUGUAAAUAAAUUACUUACCAUGGA
This is a messenger RNA of Trichoplusia ni (cabbage looper), 1867 nucleotides long. RefSeq names its product cytochrome P450 6B2-like. The transcript has 2 exons. The record is from RefSeq and is a predicted model, not a curated record. Gene Ontology annotation, molecular function: heme binding; monooxygenase activity; oxidoreductase activity, acting on paired donors, with incorporation or reduction of molecular oxygen. Lineage: Eukaryota; Metazoa; Arthropoda; Insecta; Lepidoptera; Noctuidae. The coding region runs from base 58 to 1605 and encodes 515 amino acids.